This is a messenger RNA of Chiloscyllium plagiosum (whitespotted bambooshark), 3632 nucleotides long. It is a transcript of the gene sack1c, whose product is annotated as scaffolding CK1 anchoring protein C. The record is from RefSeq and is a predicted model, not a curated record. Gene Ontology annotation, molecular function: protein kinase binding. NCBI's taxonomy places the organism in Eukaryota, Metazoa, Chordata, Chondrichthyes, Orectolobiformes, Hemiscylliidae. Gene Ontology annotation, biological process: signal transduction.
UACUUGUUGCAGGGAGUGGGGAGAGAGAGAGACAUAGUUCCCUGCUCCAGCACUGAGGUGGAGUGGCCAGAGACAAGGAGAGUUUGACCAAGAUGAUGAAUGUGAAUGGGAACCUACUGCCCAAAGGCAGUUCCCGCAAGCCCCUGGGGAAGCUGGCUCAGAGGUUGCUGGAGGUGAAGAGUUCCUAUCGACAGAGCUCCGGCUUGGAGCUCAGUCACAGCGAGGUGGCCAGGCUGGCUACAGACGCGCUGCUGGAGUCCGGGCCCGCCGCUUACCGCCGGGCACUGGCGAGCGAGAAGGAACUGAGCUUCCUCUCCGAGCAGGAGAUCGCCUACAUCAGCCAGAGGGCCGGAGUGGCCAGGCUGGCCGAGGCCGGCUGUAGUGACUGGGAAGCCGGGGAUACGCAGUCGGAGCUGGCCUCGGGCACCUACUUCCCCAUGCAGUCCGACUCCGAGGCUCCUGUCCUGGACCUGGGCUGGUCCAGAGGCCACGGCAAUGUCUGUCUGCCCUCGGAUACCCAGGUCAUCUUCCAAAGAGACAAGACCCACAGUAUCAAGGACACCAUCCGGCAGCUGCUCAGCAAAGCCAAGUCGCUCAUUGCGAUUAUGAUGGAUCUGUUCACUGAUGUUGACAUAUUUUGUGAUUUGUUGGAAGCUUCUGCGAAGCGAGGAGUCCCCGUCUACCUACUUCUGGACGAAACUAACCUGGAACACUUUAUGCUAAUGUGUGAUGAGCUUGACAUUCAAAAGGAUCACGUGACUAACAUGCGGAUCAGGAGCGUGGUGGGAGACACAUACUGUACAAAGUCUGGGAAAAAGUUUAGUGGCCAAGUCCUGGAAAAGUUCAUGAUAAUUGACCUGGAACAAGUGGUGGCAGGUUCAUACAGCUUUACCUGGCUGUCGGGACAGGUGCACCUCAAUUUUGUCACAGUAUUGACAGGACAGAUAGUGCAAGCAUUUGAUAAUGAGUUUCGAUGCCUUUACGCAGAGUCGAAACCCCUUGAACGUUUCUCCUCCUCAGCAGAUGAAGAUCUUUCUUAUUAUACAUCCAGACUCCAGAUUCUUCCAGAGCACCACAUGAUGAAUGAGAGGCUGGUGGAACCUGUCCAUUCCAAUCCAUCCAGCAGCCAAUCCGGGAGUAGUCCUCGCAGUGUCAUACAGUUGACUGCUUCAGCUACUAAAGCAUUCUGGGAACGCCAGCAAAUCAGCCCUUGUGCUUCCAAUAACUCUUCCGACAUUGAUUGUAAAAUCAAAGACAGUGGCAAAUCAAUCAAUAAUCCAGCCCAUGACCCAUUGGCUAGGCAAAGUGGGUUAGGCUUUUAUGAUGCAAAUCCUAACAAUGUGCACAGUAUGCAUUAUCCAGUCAACUCUCACUUUCAAAGUCAAGGGGUAGAUGUCCAGCAAAGAAGAACUCCUGUGGUCCCAACUCGAACAACUAAAAUGCCAAAGGAUGACUUCUCCGAAGCAAGAAAGCCAACCCCUCCAUCGUCCCCACGACUGCGGCUGGAUUGCUCCCCAAGGCUCAAUCAGAGAGAGACUGUUCGUCGAGCUGAAGAGUCUAAUGACUCCAGCAAAGAUUUAUGCAAACCCUCCGGGGGAUUUACACGGUCUGGAAAUCGACUGACCCUUGGGCACAGUAAAUUAGAAAUGAUGAUGGAAUAUAAUGAUAAAAUGAAGGCCAAAAAUGUUUACAGCAGGUUUCAGUUAAUGAAACACGGCCCUUAGGCUGGUGAUGGUGGAUCUGACAGCGAUUUCUUCAGACACUUUCCUGCAUAAACAUUCCUUGAUUGUCCAAAGUUGCUGUGUUGAGUGAAGAGCCAGUUUCCACCACAUUUCUUUUCCAAUCUUGGGAGGUAUGUGCUACGUGGUCAGAUAGUGCCAACUCCAUGGAAUGAAGGCUUCACAGGGUUACCCUGAUUUAUAUGCACGUGGAUAGUGACAAUGACAGGUGACAUUGUUAAUCCUUUAAAUCAGUGUCAUCACCAAAAUAGAGGUCUUGCCUCAUGAGAGAGGGGGUACCACUGAUUCCAAUCACUUUCCAAAUGUGGGAGAGCACUUCUAUUUCACUGACUACCCAAUGACAGCCUCCCAGAAAACCAGCGAUGCCUUUCUUUGGUUUGUAUUUAUUAGCAGAGGGAUAUUUGGGCACACACAUUGCUCACUGCUAUGCAAUAUUUCUUUCUCUUUGGGCUUCUUAUUGUCUCAACGUGUAGUAUUCUCGCCUCCGACUCAGAAAGUUGUAGGUGGAAGAUGCACUGCACACACCUAGACACAUUAUUUAGUCUGACACUCCUGGUGCAUAGUUGAGGGAGUCUGUGUGCAAGUGAGUUGUCAUGUUCCCUACCUGACAGUAGUGACUCCACUUCAAAACUGUAAAACACUUUGAGAUAUUCAAAGGAUAUGAAAAUGCUGUAUAAAUGUAAGUUUUCUUUAAACCAUGUACACAGUGUCAAAUCUCUCAUCUCAAAAGUAUGAGAGCGUUUAUUUUCAGAAAUGUUAGCCUUUGAAAUAUGUGUACAAUUUCAAUACACGUUGUGACAAGAGAUGCUCUUUAAUAAGGAUCACAAAUAUGAUAUUUCUGCCUGUAAUCAGUAGGUUUUGUAUAUAUUUCUUAUUCUUGGAUUGUAUAUUCCAAUUAAAAUAAAAUACUCAGUAGCGAGCUCUCAUGAGUUCAAAACCAAAGGUUAUUGGUUCUCAGUUACCCUGAAUUCAUGCAAUGUUGGUCUCACACUCAGUCUCAUGUAUAGAUGAGUGCACACAAAGAUUGGAUACAGUAGAGAUUGAGCACCUUCACAGCAUUGAAUUCAGUCUGUAAUGUAUGAUCUCCAGUCUCUAAUGUGAUGGGCCUCUUUAAAGGGAAUUAAGGGUCAGCCACAAUGGUGUGAGACUGGAGUUCACAUAUAGGACUGAGAAAUGACGAUGGACUUCCUUCUGUAAAGCACAUCAGGGAACCUGUCAGGUUUUUAUGAGAAAUUUGAAAUUGAACUACACAAAAUGAAACAGAUUUGAACAAUAUAUUGCUCUUCCUUCCCUCCUGUUCCUACUGAAGUCUGCAGGCUCUGACUUAUCAAACAUGUGCAGGUGUCAGACAGAAUCGUUGAAACACAAUUCUCUUUCAAUUUAAUUUCUAUAUUUUUCAUCAUCUGGAAAUUCUAGCUUUGGAAGCCUAUCUUCCUAGGAAUAGGAGAAAGUGAGGACUGCAGAUGCUGGAGAGUCAGAGUCGAAAAGUGUGGUGCCACACUUUUCAACUCUAUCCUCCUAGGAUUGUCUCAAAACUUAAAUCAUCAUCUCUUUGAAGACCAUGAUUUUGCCAGACAAUUCUUAAUUGGGCUGGAUUUAUUUCAACACACCGACAUUCCCCCUUUAAGUUAUUUUGUGCUUGUUUGUACCUUUGUCCUUGUCUGGCUAGACCUGAUUUAUUACGAACAGUGUUUCCCAAACACUCCCACUAAAACAUACUCCAGUUACUGCCCCACUUCUUCCUUUGUUCCCUAGAAUGAGAUCCAGUACUGCUGUCUUUCUCUAUGGAAUGAUCAAAAAUUUCUUUGGUGCACAUUUCAGGAAUGCCUAACUUUGCCUUUGAACCUGUUACUGUCCCGUUCUAUAUUAAAAUAAAGUCAAUAGUGUAUCAUC